This is a messenger RNA of Papilio polytes (common Mormon), 1963 nucleotides long. It is a transcript of the gene Myd88, whose product is annotated as myeloid differentiation primary response protein MyD88-A. The record is from RefSeq and is a predicted model, not a curated record. Gene Ontology annotation, cellular component: plasma membrane. Gene Ontology annotation, biological process: Toll signaling pathway; defense response to Gram-positive bacterium; innate immune response. NCBI's taxonomy places the organism in Eukaryota, Metazoa, Arthropoda, Insecta, Lepidoptera, Papilionidae. The coding region runs from base 127 to 1308 and encodes 393 amino acids. The transcript is spliced from 6 exons. Gene Ontology annotation, molecular function: TIR domain binding; Toll-like receptor binding.
CUUAAUAGCCGUUGACAGCACUGUAAUAACACAAACGUCAUACGUUGGUGAUUCCAAGAAUUAAGAAUGAAACGGAUUGUAAAUAUAACAAAAAUAUUGUUAAAAUAGCCGCAAAACGUUUUUAAUAUGGCUCAAGACACAAAUCUAUAUGAUGUUCCUCUUUCAUGGCUUACAAACGAAUCUCGAAAUUUGUUAUCAAACUUAUUAAACUCAACAAAAGUGCUGCCUAGCGAUGGACCAGAGAAGUUACCAAGAUAUUGGCGGGGUCUGGCAUCAUUGGCCAACAUUUCAGCGGAAGUUGCAGCAAAUGUAGAGUUGCAGACAGACAGAACUGCCAAAGUCAUAGACAUAUGGAUGAAUGAUAAUAAUAAAACUGCUUAUGUUGGUUUUCUCCUUGAGUACCUGCAACGUCUUGACAGAUAUGAUGUAUACGAUGAUUGUAUUGAAUUACACAGACAAGGAAGACUUAUAGCAAGACCAUAUGACAAUGGUCCAAGGCUGUCAAUGGAGGUACCAGAUGAAGACAGUCUUAUUACCUAUGAAGACAGGAUGUUAGGAGAGCCACAAUACUAUCAUGCAUAUGUUGUGUAUGCACAGGAGGACAAGGAUUUUGUUGAUUAUCUACUGGUUCGAAUGAGAGCAGAAGGUUUUCGGCUAUGCACAGAAGAGGAUCUAUUACCGGGUCAUUCGACGCAGUACGCGCCUGUGUCGCGGCUGAUAUCGGAGCGCUGCCAGCGGAUCAUCCUCGUUUACUCCCCGGACUUUCUCAAGUGUCCCGCAAACAGCUUUUAUACUAACUAUGCACAGGCUGUUGCUAUUGAACGAAAACAGCUAAAGAUAAUCCCGCUGAUGUACCGUCAGUGCCAGCUGCCGAUACAGCUCACCUACUACCACAAGCUUCACUACCCGCAGCAGCACCAAAAGUCGCCCUACGAUUUCUGGCAGCGUCUCAGCGACACGCUCAGGAUAACAAACUUACCGAGAUUAAACAGUUCUGGAUCAAAUCAUUCUGCAUUGGCCAUUAGAGAGGUGACAACAAGCAACAAUACAUUCGAAUCGAGAAACAUAGCCAACGGCUUCACAACAAAUAAAACAGCCUUCUUACAGCUACCGAGCAUUCCGACAAUAAAAUCUAUCUCAAUGUCUGGUUUGGACAGUUGCGACAAGAUCACAUUGGAUGACAAUAAAUCUCUGAGCAAUGUCAGCCAGUUGAGCGAAGGUAAACAGAAGAAACCUAACAAAAUAAAGAAUUUUAUAAACAGUUUGAAAAGGAAACCAAAAAAAGCUUUAGCGGUUAUGGACAGCUAAAAAUUCAGACAACGAAUUAGAACAAAACACACUGAAAAUUACAAGGUAUUGGUGUAGAUUCUUUUUUAAAAGAUUCUAAUUUGCCUAAUUUCCCUAGUAUUGUCUUUUUAAUGCUAGUUUCAUACUAGGGUAGUAGUGUAUUGUAUUGCCCUUGUGGAUUUUUGCUGAAGUUUUUAUACAUUCUUGUGGUAAGAGAUAUGUAGUAAUAGUGCUUUUUAUGCAAUUUUUUUAUAUAUGACCAAUGAAAAAAUAUAGCAUGUAAGAAGUUUUGAAUCGACUGCAAUUUAAAUAUGAAAAAAUCCAGAUUAAUACUUGAGAAGUUAUGAGGUUGUGAAAUUUAAAAAAAUAUGCUUUUAGAAAAAAAAAAUGAUUAUAAACAAUCUAUUAACCCAUAACAUUCUCUUUUAUGAAAAAAAUGACAAUUUUUUGACGAUUUACUGACUGUGCGUGCGCACUCAGUGUUGGUGCUGCCAUUAAGUCAAAUAAGUCAAAUAAACGAAAAAAAAUAUAUAUUAAAUAACAUAACAUUAAAGAUAGGUUUUCUUCCGAUAAUUCCAUUGUUAUGUUUGAUAAUAAUAAUAUAGUUGCCCAACUUUUUUAAUUAGACUUGCUGUACUGAAGGUAGAAAUUGUAUGAUAGGGCAACACUUAAAAUA